UGGUGGCAAACUGAGAAAUUAAGAGAAAUGAAGAAGAACAACAUGCAACUGAAAACCCAGUUGUGGUUCUUCAUCUUCUGUUUCCUCUACUGUUACAUUGGUUGUUAUUUUUUCGGUUCUGUUGCUGCAGUUGAUGAUGAAGUAACAGUUCUACUUUCCAUAAAAGCGGGUCUUGUUGAUCCAUUAGACAGCCUCCAGGAUUGGAAAUUGCCAGAGAAUGCAGCCCCGAAGUAUGCAGCUCACUGUAACUGGACUGGUGUGUGGUGCAACUCCAAUGGGGCUGUUGAGAAGCUUGAUCUCUCCUACAUGAAUCUCAGUGGCCUCGUGUCAGAUGAUAUCCAACGGCUGCAAAGUCUCACUUCUCUCAACUUGUGCUGCAAUGCAUUUUCUUCUUCAUUGCCAAAAUCAAUUUCCAAUCUCACAGCAUUGAAGAGCCUUGAUAUCAGCAAUAAUUCUUUUGUUGGAGCUUUUCCAGGAGGAGGCCUAGGAAGGCUAACAACCUUGAAUGCUUCAAGCAACGAUUUCUCGGGUUUUCUUCCUGAGAAUUUUGGAAAUGCUACUUCCCUGGAGAGCCUGGAUCUCAGAGGGAAUUUCUUCCAAGGCUCAAUUCCAAAGUCCUUCAAGAACUUGCAGAAGUUGAAGUUUCUUGGCCUUGCUGGUAAUAACCUCACAGGCAACAUCCCGGGAGAGCUUGGGCAGCUUUCAUCACUGGAGAAGAUUAUUCUUGGGUACAAUGAAUUUGAAGGUGAAAUCCCUGCAGAGUUUGGGAAUCUCACUAAUCUCAAGUAUCUUGAUUUGUCGCCGGGCAAUCUUAGCGGCAAGAUUCCAGCUGAAUUGGGGAGGUUAAAGCUACUAGAGACUGUAUACUUGUACAAGAACAAUUUUGAAGGCAGUAUUCCACCAGCUAUUGGCAACAUAACUGCAUUAAUUUUGCUGGAUCUCUCUGAUAACAUGUUAUCAGGGAAAAUUCCAGCAGAGAUGGCUGAGCUGAAGAACUUGCAGCUCUUGGAUCUAAAGUGCAACCAGUUGUCAGGUCCAGUUCCUAUUGGACUAGGAGGUUUGACUCAAUUACGGGUUCUUGAGCUGUGGAACAAUUCUUUUUCAGGUCCAUUGCCAAGUGAUCUAGGCGAGAAUUCACCAUUGCAGUUGUUGGAUGUAUCAUCCAAUGCAUUCUCUGGGGAGAUUCCAGCAACCUUGUGCAAUGGGGGCAAUCUCACAAAGCUCAUUCUUUUCAACAAUGCCUUCUCGGGGCCGAUUCCAGUUGGCUUAUCAACAUGUCUCUCACUUAUCCGUGUUCGAAUGCAGAAUAAUCUUCUUUCUGGGACAAUUCCUCGGGGCCUUGGCCAACUAGGGAAGCUUGACAGGUUAGAAUUGGCAAAUAAUAGUCUCACUGGUCAGAUCCCAGAUGAUAUGGGUUCUUCUACAUCGCUUUCUUUUAUUGAUUUCUCUAGAAACCGCCUCCAGUCUUCUCUUCCUUCCACCAUUCUUUCCAUUCCAAAACUGCAAACCUUCAUGGCCUCAAACAAUAACUUAGAAGGUGAAAUCCCUGACCAAUUCCAGGACUGUCCUUCACUUUCUGUUCUUGAUCUCUCAUUGAACCAUUUCUCUGGAAGCAUUCCAGCAAGCAUUGCUUCAUGUCAGAGAUUGGUUUUUUUGAAUCUCAGGAACAACCAACUGACUGGACAAAUCCCAAAGCCAAUUGCGAUGAUGCCCACAUUGGCCACUCUUGAUCUAUCCAAUAACUCUCUUACUGGUGGAAUACCAGAAAAUUUUGGAAUUUCUCCAGCCUUAGAAAUGCUCAAUGUUGCAUACAACAAGCUAGAAGGUCCUGUUCCAACAAAUGGUGUGCUAAGAACUAUAAACCCAGAUGAUCUUGUGGGCAAUGCUGGUCUCUGUGGUGGUGUACUCCCUCCAUGCCAUGGAAAUUUGGCAUUCAAAGCAAGCCAUGGGAGCUUGCGCGCAAAGCACAUAAUUGCUGGAUGGAUCAUUGGAAUUUCAUCUUUUUUAGCAAUUAUGUUUGCUCUUUUUGGUGCUCUGACUCUGUAUAAAAGGUGGUAUUCAAAUGGAAGCUGCUUUGAAGAAAAAUAUGAAACAGGCAAUGGGGAGUGGCCAUGGAGAUUGAUGGCAUUCCAAAGGCUUGGCUUCACAACUGCUGACAUUCUAGCUUGCAUCAAGGAAUCAAAUGUAAUUGGUAUGGGAGCAACUGGGACUGUGUAUAAGGCUGAGAUGCCUCGACUGAAUACAACUGUGGCAGUCAAAAAGUUAUGGAGAUCAGAAGCUGAUAUUGAAACCGGAAGCGGAAAUGAUCUUGUUGGAGAGGUGAAUCUCCUGGGAAGGCUAAGGCAUCGGAAUAUUGUUCGGUUAUUAGGAUGUAUUCAUAAUGACACCAAUGUGAUGAUAAUCUAUGAGUUUAUGCAAAAUGGGAACCUUGGGGAAGCCUUGCAUGGCAAGCAAGCAGGAAAGUUGCUUGUAGACUGGGUUUCUCGGUAUAACAUAGCACUUGGAGUCGCGCAGGGGCUUUCUUAUCUCCACCAUGAUUGUCACCCACCAGUCAUCCAUCGAGACAUCAAGUCGAAUAACAUACUGCUUGAUGCAAAUCUUGAGGCAAGGAUUGCAGAUUUUGGGUUGGCAAGGAUGAUGAUCAGGAAGAAUGAGACAGUUUCAAUGGUUGCAGGAUCCUAUGGAUAUAUUGCUCCAGAAUAUGGAUACACCUUGAAGGUAGAUGAAAAGAUUGACAUAUAUAGUUUUGGAGUUGUUCUACUGGAGCUUCUCACAGGAAAGAGGCCUUUAGAUCCUCAGUUUGGAGAGUCUGUUGACAUUGUGGAGUGGAUACGAUGGAAAAUUAGAGACAAUAAAUCAUUAGAAGAAGCCCUAGACCCCAUUGCAGGAAAUUGCAAGCAUGUUCAGGAAGAGAUGCUCUUAGUCCUCAGAAUAGCACUUCUUUGCACUGCCAAGCUCCCAAGGGACAGGCCCUCAAUGAGGGAUGUCAUCACAAUGCUAGGAGAGGCAAAGCCUCGGAGAAAAAGCAGCAGCAAUAACGAUGGACUUACCACUAACAAGGAGAAACCAGUAUUUAGCACAUCACCUGUAAAUGGCCUUCUCUAGGAACUAAAUUGUGUUCCUUCCCAGUUCCCCCUCGGCUGUGAUUUUGUUAAAUUUGUUCUUUUGUAUGUAGAUUUGUCUGUUAAUGUUUGUAAUCACCGUUUCAUAUUGGUGCCUAAAAAUUAACGGGUAUUUGAAAUUAGAUUUUC
Molecule: messenger RNA, 3251 nt
Organism: Corylus avellana
Lineage: Eukaryota; Viridiplantae; Streptophyta; Magnoliopsida; Fagales; Betulaceae
Product: Leucine-rich repeat transmembrane protein kinase family protein
Biological process (GO): protein phosphorylation
Molecular function (GO): protein binding; ATP binding; protein kinase activity
Source: RefSeq, a predicted model, not a curated record